Aureobasidium melanogenum CBS 110374 is the source of this 1704-nucleotide messenger RNA. RefSeq lists its product as uncharacterized. The record is from RefSeq and is a predicted model, not a curated record. The coding region runs from base 1 to 1704 and encodes 567 amino acids. NCBI's taxonomy places the organism in Eukaryota, Fungi, Ascomycota, Dothideomycetes, Dothideales, Saccotheciaceae. The transcript has 4 exons.
AUGACAUUCUUCCUACGACGGCGCAGAAGGGCACGCGAUGGGUCGACCGAUCGCACCAAGCGUGACCUUGACGAUGCUCCACCGCCUUACUCCGAUCCUCGAACCGGCACAGGUCCAAAGCAAGACGAAAAUCCCGUCCGACGGCUACAGAGAUUCCUCACUCAGCGUCUCGUCUCCGAAUAUGGUCUUUCUUCCGAGCUUGGUUGUACCAACAACGAUGACAUCGUUGAUCAGAAGUAUUAUCUUGACCUGUGCAGGCAAUACUGUUUACUGCUUGGCGCACAAUUCGACUCAAGAUACGAUAUUGUGGCGACGAAACAGGAGCUUAUGAGGGUCAUCUUCGAACCGGCAAGGAUGCUUGGUAUACCCGCAGAAGUGAUGGAGUACUUCCUAUUCAGCACGCGCAUGCUCUCAAAAGCCUACCCCGAAAUGGACUGCUUCAACGAUCUUAAAGUCUGCAAUUACACAAAGACAAUACUCCUUCGUCUUGCCAUUGACUAUACCAUCAUCAUCGAUGCUGCGGUGGCAGAAGAGCCAAAUCCGCCCUGGCCUGCUGCAGGCACAGUUGAUCCGAGAAAAGCUAGUGUAGGCCGCAAACUCAAGGAUAAAUGUCUGGCCUUCCAUCAACAGUUCUACCCUUGGAUGCUGGACCUACGCUUGAUCAACCUAGAACAAAUCGUGAAGGAGCUGAAGAAGAAAGACAAAGACGCAGAUGUGCCAGUGCAUUGCGAAUCUGCCACUCUACCGGGUCGAACCUAUCAUGACAACGUCAAUGCACGCUGGGAAGCGCUCAUCAAAGCUUAUGACAAGAAAGACAGUAGCGUCGAGUCCAAUCACAAGCAAGCCUCAUCCACCUCCUUCUCGACAGAAUUCCCUAGUUUCCUACUUCCUUAUCGUCAACACACCUCCUGGCCUCUAGUCACAGCCUUAUCUUAUCAAGCGAUGCGCCCUUGUAGUGCCCUUGCCUCCCCCUCAAGCUCCCACAACCUUCGGAUCUUGUUCUCAGACUUUCACCACUGGCGCAAAAAAAGUCUACGCGACCUUAUACUUGCUUCCAACCCACUCCAAUGGAGAUCUUCUACAAAAGGAGGUUCGAAUGUGGUUUGCCCAAUGGAAUUAGAGUGGAACACAUGGAGUUCAAGAAUCCAGACGGAGGGGCUCCAAAGUCGGUCCUCGAGGAUGGUGAUUUUGGAGACUCGUGGGAGUCGAGAUAUGACCUGGUCCGCACAAGUUCCCCUCGAUCUCGGUACAAACUUCUCUCAUCUGGAGAUGAUCAAGGCUCCGAAGAUUAAAGCUACUACGAAUCUGCUCCAUUCCAGCGGUCGCACUUCGUCCCCUCAUGCAUCCUCAACUCUCCCGAUCCGAUCAUCAAAAUCUUCACUGACAUCCAACCCUCUAGAUCCUUGCGUUUCCACCCCUUCGCAGAAUCACAAUCAUGGUUCCAAGUUGUUACAAAAAGAGUUCAAAGACAUGCUAUUUCCGGACUUGGAUGAUCUGGGGGAUUCGAAGGAUAGCACCACCAGGGAUACCACGACAUCACCAUCGCAGCGAGAAGAACAGAUAUCGGCAACGCCGUCAAAGCGACUAGAAAAACAGGCACGGCUUGUUCGUGAGACUCUGAAGGCACUGACGAUCGCGCUUUAUGCCAUGGUUAUCUUUGUUCUUGGUGGCACUUGGAUUGUACGAUGGCUUUUGGUCAAGUGA